This is a messenger RNA of Polypterus senegalus (gray bichir), 4832 nucleotides long. Its product is annotated as alpha/beta hydrolase domain-containing protein 17A. The record is from RefSeq and is a predicted model, not a curated record. Gene Ontology annotation, biological process: protein depalmitoylation. The coding region runs from base 441 to 1367 and encodes 308 amino acids. Gene Ontology annotation, cellular component: plasma membrane; endosome membrane. The transcript is spliced from 5 exons. NCBI's taxonomy places the organism in Eukaryota, Metazoa, Chordata, Cladistia, Polypteriformes, Polypteridae. Gene Ontology annotation, molecular function: palmitoyl-(protein) hydrolase activity.
UUCCGGCAGGCCGGAGGAGAAGUGGCAGCCAGACUUGUCAGAUCUGGGACGGACGGGUACUACGGGCGAAGUAGUACGGUUGUGGCCCACAGGUUUUUACUGACAGAUUCUUUUAACUCACUCUUUUAAGUUCCCCCCAUAUAUUUGUGGGGCUGCCGGUGAGCAGCAUUAUGAUAGAAAUUCCACUGUAUGCCUGUAAGCAUCGGUCCACGACCAUGGGCACCGUCCGGAGCGGCUGCGCUAACGCCCGGGCCGAGCCGAAGUAAACGGCGGAGACCGGCCUCUGCGGCGCGUUGUUCGGCAGUCUGUAGAUUCAGCAGACUACAGAGAGAAAGAAAAGUGGGAACAACGUCGUGCAGCCUGUGGCCUUUUGCACGACAGACUCGACCUUCCUUUGGCUUCCUUUCGACAACGGCUGACCGGCCAUAGAAUUAGCAGAAAUGAACGGUCUGUCUGUCAGCGAGCUGUGCUGCUUAUUUUGCUGUCCGCCAUGCCCCAGUCGUAUUGCUGCCAAGCUGGCUUUCCUACCACCUGAGCCUACCUAUGCUCUUCUUCCUGAUCUGGAGGCCACCACACCAAGCAGCAGUGGCACCUCCCUGCGAGGACGAACUCCUGAAACCUCGAUGCGCUGGAAACUUCAUCUGACGGAGCGUGCUGAAUUUCAAUACUCUCAACGUGAAUUGGACAGCACUGAGGUCUUCUUGACCCGUUCCAACCGUGGGAAUCGUAUUGGGUGCAUGUACAUCCGUUGUGCACCCACUGCUAGGUUCACCGUGCUCUUCUCCCAUGGAAAUGCUGUAGACCUUGGCCAGAUGAGCAGCUUCUACAUUGGCCUGGGCACCCGCAUCAACUGUAACAUCUUCUCCUAUGACUACUCUGGUUAUGGUGUGAGCACAGGCAAGCCCUCCGAGAAGAACCUGUACUCUGAUAUUGAUGCUGCCUGGCAGGCAUUGCGUACCCGGUAUGGCAUCAGUCCUGAAAACAUUAUCCUGUAUGGGCAGAGCAUUGGCACGGUACCCACAGUUGACCUAGCAUCUCGAUACGAAUGUGCUGCUGUGGUUCUGCAUUCCCCCUUGACUUCUGGUAUGCGAGUUGCCUUUCCAGACACCAGGAAGACCUACUGCUUUGACGCUUUUCCAAACAUCGAAAAGGUAUCAAAAAUAAGCUCACCCGUUUUGAUUAUUCAUGGCACGGAAGAUGAGGUUAUCGAUUUCUCACAUGGGCUGGCUCUGUUUGAACGAUGCCCAAAGGCUGUGGAACCUCUCUGGGUGGAAGGAGCUGGACACAAUGACAUUGAACUAUAUAGCCAGUACCUGGAGCGUCUGCGCAAGUUCAUCUCACAAGAUUUGGUCAGCCAGCGAGCCUAAGGUGUUCCUCCAUUCCCACAGGGCUGCGUUUUCCUUUUGCAUAUAUAAAAUAUUUUCCCCUACAAUAGAUUUUUUUUUCCUUUUUUUUCUUUCUUUUUGGUAGGUUUACUUCUCCAGUGUCAUCCUCAAUGAUGACAACAAAACAUUGGCGGUGAAGAUAGAUUUUCUUUCUUUUCUUUUUUUAAAUUGGGGUGUUUUAAUGUAUAUUUUUUAUUUUCUAAAUCUUUGGCUGCCCAUUGUGAACUGUUAUUAUCUGGGCUUGCUUUAUUUUAUUCAUCUCCUUUGUGUGUUUAUAUAUAAAACAUAUAGGGACUAAGGAAACAAAAUAUAUACACCAAAAGAAGCAAACAAGACAAUAUCUAUUUUUAUAGCUAUGGAAUGAUGAAAUGCAAAUUUAGAACAAGACUCUGAGACAGCGGACAGUUUUUAGUUUUUUUUUCAGGUCGGGCCUACCAGCAUCCCACUCACCAGCACUGAAACCUGCUCCACUUGUAAAUCGUCUUUUGUUUUGGUCGUAACCUGUCUUGGUUAGUUGGACUCCACUAAUAUAAACACUACAUGUAAUAUUUUUUCCUCUCUAUCGGAUGACUUAUUUUAUUUUUGGACAUGAUGAGUCUAAAUAUCUGAUAUCAUUGUGCAAACAGUUCUGGUGGAGCAUCUGCCCCUAUAAAGUCACAUAGCACUUUGGUUGUGCCAAUUCUCAUCGCGCUGGCGCAUUUGGAAUUGGAUUCCAACUGACCACACAGUUGCUGCUUUUUAUCCUUCAAAUCUUGUGAAGUGUUUUCUUGUUCCUUCUCUAUUUCUUACAUACACUUGGAAUUUACAAGUCACACUGUUGCUGUCAAGGGAAGGACUGUGGGCAUUACAGUUCUCUCCAUGUUCCAAAUUCUUUGACUUUUGAUAUACUCUUAUCUCUGAGCUUUAAACUUGUUAUUCAAGGGUUUUCUUUUGUUGUGGCUGGGUGGUAUUGAUUCUGGGGAAAACUGGACCCAUUCUUAAUUUCUUCUUAGGCCUCAUUCACAUUAAGACACUAUUAAGUGCUGGUACGUUUCUGAGAAGUGAACUUCUUGCUCUCAGUAAGAAGUAGUCUGAUUUACACUUGCGAGAGUUUGGAAGUUGAGAAGUCCUAUAUUUUAAGGUGCCGUCUCCGGCUCAUAUGUAACCCUCACCCUGCAUUUGAGUACAGCCUUGCAAUGUCAUCCUUGUAAACGUGGUAAACAAGUGGAUACAUGGCUCAGAUAGUUUCAUCAGCUUUUAGUUCCCUGUUUAUAGUAGCAUCAUUGUUAAUCUAAAAUGCUGCCCUAUGUUUACUUUCAGGUAAGGACAUUAAGUUGUUUUAAAAGUUUGCUUUUUAGUUUAAUUUGUGAUGUUGUCACAGACAAGUAAUAUUCAAUGUAGGUGUUUUUUGGCCCUGUUGGCUGUCUAGAAUUUUCAAUUUGUAAUGUAUACCUAUUCUCUAAUUAGUUCUGAUGAAAUAAGUACCUCAGUAACUGAAACAUUUCUUAAAUGUUUAUAUAAAUUAUAAGCAUUUAAAAUAUUUUAGAAAUUCUCCACUUUUUCUUGAAAUACUUGGUAAGUUUUUUGCAGGUAAAAACUGAAGCAAAUCGGUGUAGCACAAGAUAUAAUCUUUUAUAUAAGGCAAAAAAAAUGCUAUGAUACACAACGAUCUAAGCAUCUGUACCUGUUGGGUAAAAAAAAUCUGUACAUUUGUGAUUAUUUCUUUAGGACCCUCAAAUUUAUUUAGAAUAUCUAUUCACUGGCAUGGCUGUAAAUACUGGCCAUUUCACCAAAGCCUCGUCAAUCCAUAAAAACCCCAUUAGUGGACUUGGUAUACACUGUGUGCAAGUUUUACAUAUCCAAACUGUAGUAAGCCAUGUGCAACACUCCACAGCAUGGAGUAUGGGGGAGUUCAGUAGAGUUCUGUAAAACCAAAGUUGAGCAUGCUUUCCUAUCUACUGGCUUCUCCUCUCACUCCUUUCAUGCAGGUUUAUUUGUGAGUGUGCUGUGUCCUACACUGCAAGGCCCUCACAUUGAGUCGGCCAAGACAUGUCUGUACAAGGCGUGCUUACCCCACAUGCAGAUCUGAUGCAUCUUAAGUGUUGCCUCAGUACUCCAAAAAUAGAGAAGCCCAGAUUUUCUAUCCAGUAUUUGCCCAACAUUUAAACAGUACAUCCAAUAGAAGUAUAGGCAAAAUGUUGUUUGUGCAUUUACGUUAUUCAAAGCUCACUUUUUAUCUUGUAUGACUUUCUGUUUUCCUGUUGCCCUUUGGUUAGAAAUACAAGUCAGCACAAAGUACCUUUCAUUUUAGGACAGCAUCCUUGAUUUUUAGCUUCAGUAAAAAGGAAAUAAAAGGCCUCACCUUAUUGUCUCCCAUGGGACUUGAAGUUGAAGAGAACUUGCCACGGCUUAGCUGAUGGUGAAAGGGUCUGAAGCUAUUUUGUUUUACUUCGGUUCCUUUUGACAAGGCACUUGAGUCAACUCUUUAACAAGCUGAAAGGGAACAAAAAAAACGGUUUAUCCCUAAUGCUACAGUGUUGCCACCUGUUACUUUUUAAUAAUCGGGGAACAUGGACAGUGCACUACUGAUCAGAAGGGGGGGUUUGGGGUCCCUUUUAUAUGUAUUACAACAAUUCAGUUGGAUGUACAUUUCACAUUUCUGUCACUAACUAGGUUGGCAGUAUACUGCAUUCUGCUGUGGGAACAGCCAUGUCAUUUAUCACCCCGAAGGCUCAGCUGACAACAUCACAGGUGUUUCCCAGCUCCAGAUGGAUGAGGAUCUGCAUUCAUGUUGGCACUUUAAGGAAACCUUAAGUGUUGCAGAAGAAAUACAUUUCUGUAUCUCUGCAGGCAAGUGAAGGAAUUCACUCAAAGCUGGGUCAGACUGCUAAAAUGUGUGGCUUGAUGUUUUAUUUAUUUUUACCUGAGAUACAUUUUUGUUUUCUAGUGUCUGACAUUUAUUAAUUGUUUUUAUAUCAUGCUGGACUAUAUAUUUAUGCAACAUACUCAAUAUGCAGGUGGGUUUGAUUGGAGGUGAGGGGUGUUUGGUCAAAACUUCACUUCAAGAAUGAAACGGAACCUCAAUGAUUGCUGAGAUUUUUAUGUAAACCUCAACAUCUUACUAAAGAACAUUAUUUUCAUAUCUAAAAAUGUUAAUGUAUGAACUUGCCUGUUUUUGCUUCCUUAUCUUAUGUAACCAGUUGUUCUAUGUUGGUUUUUAUUUCUCUUGGAAUUUUUUUAAUCAAUGUUAACUAUACUGCUAAGAUAAACACAAAAUGCAGAUAUGCAAUAUAGGGUGACAUAAAGGUGGGGGAAGACGAUACAAAAUCUGUUUACACCUCAAACUGAAAUUGGCGCUGCACCUGAUUGGAUGUUGAAGGCCGUGGUCUUGGUCCAGUCAUUUGUAGGAAUUCACUUUGUAUAUGUCAGCAAUAAAAUGAGAGCUUCUACUCUGCAGUUGUGCAUUUG